UAGCGAGGACGUUUCAGAGAAAGAAAAUGAUGGCGCAUUUUGGUUAUCUUAAUAUUCCAUCAUCAUCUUUAUCUCUAUCUGCAUCUCUCACUUCCCCAACUCGUUCGCUUCCCAAAACGGUGUCGUGUCAUCUCUCUUCAUUUCCACCAUCGUCACAACACAUUUCCAACCAUAACAUUCUCUCCAAACCUUUUCAUUUUGCUCUCUCUGGAGCCCUCUCACUUGGCUUAUUGUUUGGAGGAAUUGGGGUGGCUGAGGCUGCUAAAGUUGGUGUGAACAAGCCUGAAUUGCUCCCUAAGCAGUUUAGUACUGUCAUUGAUGUUGCUGGCUUCCUCUCCGAUGGACAGGAGAGAAGACUAGCACAAGAGAUUGCUGAUCUUGAAACGGAUACUGGAUUCAAGUUAAGAGUUUUGGCCCAGAACUAUCCAGAUACGCCAGGUUUGGCUAUUAAGGAUUUCUGGCAAGUAGAUGACAGAACAGUUGUCUUUGUAGCUGAUCCCACAUUUGGGAAUAUAUUGAAUUUCAACGUGGGUGCUUCAGUUGAUUUGGACAUCCCACGUAGUUUCUGGAGUCGUUUGGCAGGGAAGUAUGGGAACAUUUUCUAUUGGAAAGAAAAGGGCGAAGAUGCAUCCAUUGAAGCAGCAGUUAUGGCAAUUUCUAGUUGCUUGAGAGAACCCGUUGGGCCUAAUAAUUGUUCUGAGGUGAAAUAAUUUGGUUGAUUAGUAUUGUUUUGUCACGUAAUAGGUGUAUAGAAAUAAACUCGAGUAUUGAGGAUAAUAUAUUACAUGGUUCAAUUAUAUUAUGUUUAGUGUAAGGAUCUUAUGUACUUCAUUCAUUGUUAAUACUUAAUACAUAUGAAGUAAUGCAAUGUAUUUUAGUUGCAUCAACAUGAGAUAUACGAGAUUGUACACCAUUGUGAUUUAUUACUAAGAAAUGUU
Messenger RNA from Abrus precatorius (Indian licorice), 938 nucleotides. Its product is annotated as thylakoid lumenal 15.0 kDa protein 2, chloroplastic. The transcript is spliced from 6 exons. Bases 27 to 710 code for a protein of 227 amino acids. Lineage: Eukaryota; Viridiplantae; Streptophyta; Magnoliopsida; Fabales; Fabaceae. The record is from RefSeq and is a predicted model, not a curated record.